Dreissena polymorpha is the source of this 3193-nucleotide messenger RNA. RefSeq names its product toll-like receptor 4. Lineage: Eukaryota; Metazoa; Mollusca; Bivalvia; Myida; Dreissenidae. The transcript is spliced from 4 exons. Gene Ontology annotation, cellular component: membrane. Gene Ontology annotation, molecular function: protein binding; transmembrane signaling receptor activity. Bases 1 to 2976 code for a protein of 991 amino acids. Gene Ontology annotation, biological process: toll-like receptor signaling pathway; immune response. The record is from RefSeq and is a predicted model, not a curated record.
AUGUAUAAAGAACCUCUGGACUUUAGUAGUAGUAGAAGUAGUAGUAGUAGUAGUAGUAGUAGUAGUAGUAGUAGUAGUAGUAGUAGUAGAAGUAGUAGUAGUAGUAGUAGUAGUAGAAGUAGUAGUAGUAGUAGUAGUUGUAGUAGUAGUAGUAGUAGUAGUAGUAGUAGUAGUAGUAGUAGUAGUAUAAGUAGUAGUAGUAGUAGUAUUAGUAGUAGUAGUAGUAGUAGUAGUAGUAGUAGUAGUAGUAGUAGUAGUAGUAGUAACGAUUCCAGCCCGGAAGAGGACCACGAAAGGCCGCCCAUACUUAAUGCAGAGGUGGAGGAGGCAGUGCGUAGUCUUAAGGCAGGAAAAUCUCCUGGAAUAAACAACGACCCUUCCGAGCUGAUUAACCAGGGAGGAGAGAUAACACUGAUUGUUUGCAUGUUUGCAACAGGCAGGAGUUUAAAUGUCAUGACCGUGUAUCCGUGUGGACCAAACGAUACGUGUACAUGCACAUAUGAUAAACAGGAAUGGAUAACAAUGGACUGUGAAGGAAGGGGAAAUCUUAAACUUUCCGAAGUAUGUGUGUUUAUUGGAAAUGUCACAUCACUUAAAGCUGGAAGAAAUAACUUCGGCAACUUAACAGCAUUGGAUCUCAAAGGAUGUGAGAAUUUAAUAGAAAUAUAUUUUAAUUUCAAUCAGAUUGCUCACAUAGAACCAAGGACAUUCCAGGACUUCCGGCACCUCCAUCUAUUAGAUCUUUCAAGAAAUUUGCUUCAGGUCUAUUCCAAAGGCUGGGAUGCAUCUUUUCUUCCAAAGAACCUUCAUACAUUAAAAAUAAACGGCAAUCCAAUACCGGAUAAUGCCAACUUUCCGAAUCUGGACAGUCACGAUAAUCUCAAUAAACUCACCUCGGAUGGAGUUUCGAAUACGGCUUUCAACUUGUCAAGAAUAGCAUCUUUGUCACUAUCCGGAUUAAAUUUAGAAACACAAUGUAACCUCAUCAAUUUAAACAACUAUACGUUCUCGCUUUCAGAUUCACUAAAAGAUCUGAAUAUUUCCGCUUGUGGAGUUAGUAGCAUCACUGCAGGAGCUUUCGAGCAUCUUCACAGUCUAGAGGUAUUGGAUCUUUCUUACAACCGUCAGCUGGAAUUCCAUAGUUUGGCCAAUGUCACGUACGGCUUGCAGUUUACACGGAUUCGUUUUUUGAACAUAUCAAACCUGUUCAGUAGGUUUGGCGGCGGAGUACAAUUAACAAUGCCGAUUUUUUGUUACUUCUGGAACAUAACGGUUGAAGAUUUAGAUAUAUCGGGAAACAAAAUAGAUAGUAUUGAAACUAACGCACUAAUUUUGACUCCUCCGUCAUUAAAAAUUAUUCGCGUUAAUCAUAAUAAAUUUUGGUUCGGUCCAUAUGUGCUUCAGUUAGGAUGUUUAGGCAAUGUUUCAACGAUAUAUUCCAGUCGCCUUAAUUACAUCUCUAAUCCAUUUAUUUAUCCUUUAGAAAACAGUAAACGAUAUUCUGCACCAACAGUGGAACUUUAUCAAAUGACAUGUCCUUUCGGUAAUGUAGAUUUUCUGAAAGAGUACGCAUUGCGUACCAGAGAUUGCACAUAUAUUGAGAAUGGUGUCAUAGAUUUACUACAUAUGAUAAUGCCUGUAAAACUUGAACGUAUGAUUUUUAAUGAUUGUGAUAUGAGAUAUGCCAUAAAUUCUAUAUACCCUUUGAAUCCGGAAAAUAUUUCAAUUCGUUAUAUCGAUAUAUCGGGAAACAUGUUUGUGUCGUUCACCGGACACGUUGGACAUAUACCAAUGCUAGAAACCUUAAAUAUGUCUCGCUGCUACAUCUCAACUAUUGGUUUGACCAGUUUAAACUACACAUCACUGAAAACGUUGCGAUUGGCUCACAAUGAUCUAGGCGCACAACUGGCAGAUUCAAAACGAUCAAACAUAUUCGAUAUGCUACAAUCCCUUCAAGAUUUGGAUCUGUCCUCAAAUGGAAUAACAGUAUUGUUUACUUCGAUUUUCACAGAACUUGUCAAUUUGGAACGCUUAGAUUUAAGCAACAACAAUAUAGAACACUUUGACGUCAAUAUAAACACAUUAUCACAUUUGUUGAAAAUUAAUUUUGAAAUUAACUCAAUUAAUACAUUUAAUAUAGGAGUUCGACGCAAACUUGAAGCCAACGAAAACGAUCGUUCUAAGUUUUCAAUAAACUUACAAAACAACUCGCUGGCAUAUGACUGCAACAAUCAAGAAUUUCUACACUGGUUGAUUCAACACAAAGCGAACAUGGUUGGAUACAGCAUAUAUAGAUUUGUUACAUCUGACGAUGUGACAAUAACUUUCGACAAAAUGAUGACUGAUCUGGACCACCUAGCAUCGAGGUGUAGGUCAUAUGUACCGGUCAUUGUAAUUGGUUUGUUGGCAUUGGCAACAUUCUUGUCAGUGAUUAUCGGUGGAGUGAUAUACAAGUAUCGCUGGAGAAUACGAUACCUCAUGUACAUGUCAAAGAAGAGAUUUUCUGGACAUCAUAUGCUUCCUGAUUACACAGCCAUACAAAACUAUAAAUACGAUGCAUUCAUAUCGUAUGCAGAAGACAAUAUACGUUUUAUACUUGAUGACGUCAUUCCCCGACUAGAGACGGAUAUUAUUUCAUUGUGUAUUCACCAAAGGGACUUUCUUCCUGGAAACGCAAUCUCAGACAACAUAAUUCACGCCAUCCAGAGCAGCAGAAAGACGAUUGUCAUAUUGUCAAAUGCCUUUCUGAAGAGCAAGUGGUGCAUGUAUGAAUUCAACAUGGCGCGAAUGGAAAGCAUAUAUUCUAGAGGGGAGGACAUUUCGCUUGUUAUUGUGAUGUUGGAAACUGUUCCAAAUAGCGCUAUGCCGGUGGAAAUGUUAAGAUGGAUUCAAGACAAUAAUUAUAUUGAAUACACGACUGAUCACGAGGGGAACGCUCUUUUCUGGGACAAACUGAGACGUGUUAUUACAUCGUAAAUUCGAGCAUGCUAAAUGUUAUUCUUAGUAUCUCUUGUUUUACUUUCUCCUCAGCCAUUUAAAUGAGUAUCCAUGUUUUAGCCUAAACUGUCUGUAUUUAAGCCUUACGUUAGUUAUGUAGUUUCUUGUAUGUUUUAUAUGAGAUCUAAUAAGACUUAUUCCACUUUAAAUUCGGCCAUAGUGGUUUCAAUCUUGGUAAGCAUUUGUUUAACCCUUU